Messenger RNA from Sesamum indicum (sesame), 4198 nucleotides. Its product is annotated as Pentatricopeptide repeat (PPR) superfamily protein. The record is from RefSeq and is a predicted model, not a curated record. Lineage: Eukaryota; Viridiplantae; Streptophyta; Magnoliopsida; Lamiales; Pedaliaceae. Gene Ontology annotation, molecular function: protein binding.
CACGACGGCGUUUCCUCUUUCUUGUUCGAGAGACUGCCAACCAAAGCAUACACGAGAAGCAGCAGAACUGUUUCUGGCACUCGAAUGCUCCGAAUUUUCUCAUCUCUCCGAUCCAAAGAACCUUAUUACAAACGGGUUCGCGCAAUUCCCAAAAUCAGUUAUUUUUCCAGUGAAGCUUUGGUUGAGAACCCACAAGAACCUUCGUCUUCAGAAGCAAGUCACACCCACGAAGACUUAUCUUCACUUAGAUUCUCCGCCAUUGCUGAAACUGUGAUAACGAAGUGUUCACACCUUUGGGUUACCAAUAAAGGUGAGGGGUUUUCCAGUUUUUCACUUAAAGAUCACUUAUUGAGACUAUCUAAUAUAUCUCCUGAGGUUAUACGUCGAUUUUGGAGAGUUUCUGUGCUGAAACCUCAAGAUGUUCUUGAGAUGUUGCUGGGUUUUGAAUCUUGCAGAGGGAAGUACGAGGUUGAGGUUAGAAAGGUCGAGUCUUUAUGGGGAGUUUUCAAGUGGGCAAGUGAGCAAAAUGGGGAGUUUGAACAUUGUCCUCGGUCUUGUAAGAUCAUGGCUGCAAUGCUUGUGCAGGUUGGGUUUUUUAAGGAAGUUGAGUACUUGUUAUCAAGAAGGGAGAGCCGAGGAGUUCUGUUGGAUUGUCAGGAAGUUUUCAGUAAUUUGAUUGAAGGAUAUGUGGGGGAGUUUGAAUUAGACCGGGCUGUUUCAGUUUAUGGGAGAAUGAGACGGUUGUCUUUAGUGCCAUCAAUGUCAAGUUAUCGAGCUGUUCUUAAGUAUUUGGUCGAGUUGAAUGAAAUAAAGUUGAUGCAUUAUGUUUAUAUGGAUGCAAUCAAGAUGGGAAUGGGAGGGAUUGUAGAAGAGAGUGGCAUCCAUGAGAAUGUUAUUCGGUUGCUUUGCAUGGAUGGAAAGGUUCAGGAAGCAAGAGAUCUUGUUAGGAAAGUCAUGAAUUAUGGAAUUCAACCGAGUAAUUUAGUUGUUAAUGCAAUUAGUUGUGGGUAUUGUGACAAGAAGGACUAUAGUGAUUUGUUAAGUUUCUUUGUUGAAGUCAGGAUUGUACCUGAUAUUGUUGUUGGGAACAAGAUUCUGUUUUCAUUAUGCAGAAGCUUUGGUGUCGAGCAAGCAUGCAUGUAUUUGCAGAAAUUGGAGGAAUUGGGUUUUUGCCCUGAUGAAAUAACUUUGGGGAUCUUCAUUGGUUCCAGUUGUUCCCAAGGGAAAUUGAAGGAUGCUUUCUUUUACAUCUCAGACAUUUUGUCAAGAGGCCUCAAGCCGCAUGUAUACUCUUACAAUGCUCUCUUAAGUGGGAUGUUUAAGGAGGGCAUGUGGAAGCACUCUCGAGAUAUACUUGUGGAAAUGAGCGAAAUGGGAGUAACUCCGAAUUUGUCCACCUUCAGAGUUCUCUUAGCAGGAUUUUGUAAAGCUAGACAAUUUCAUGAAGUUAAGGCAAUCGUCUGUCAGAUGGCAGAGCAUAACCUAGUAACACUCUCAUCAUCGGAAGAUCCAUUAACCAAAGGAUUCAUGCUCUUGGGGUUCAGCCCAUUGGAUGUGAAGAUUAGAAGGGACAAUGACAAGGGAUUUUCUAAAACUGAGUUUUUCGAUAAUCUUGGCAAUGGACUCUAUUUAGACACAGAUCUUGAAGAGUAUGAGAAAAAAAUUGCUCAGAUUCUUGAUGACGCCAUGAUGCCUGACUUCAAUUCCUCUAUAAUAGAGAAAUGUCAUAGUCUGGAUAUAAAAAGUAGUCUAACAAUGUUAGAUGAGAUGGCAAGGUGGGGCCAAGCAAUUUCUUUGCCCGCCUUGUCUUCCUUAUUGAAUUGCCUCUGCGGAGCUCCCUUCAGUAUCGAAACCAUUAACCACCUUUUGGGGAUUAUGGCCAAAUCUACGUAUCAGCUUGAUCAAAAGACUUUAAAUAUGCUUGUUCAGGCUUACAGCAGAAAGGGAUUUACUUUCAGUGCAAGGACCCUUUUGGAUGGGAUGGUGCGAAGAGGUUACAGAGUUGAAAACAGUACAUACACUGCUCUGUUGUUUGACAUAUCCAAGAGAGGCGAUUUGAGAAGCCUCCGUUACUGCUGCAAGCUGGCACAGAAAUCUAAUUGGUCACCUGAUGCGAAGGAUGGCAAGGCCCUUCUGAGUUAUCUGUGCCAGAACAAAUGGUUGAAUGAGGCACUGGAACUAUUUGAAACCAUGCUCUUUGCCACCCCUUAUAAUAUAUCCAACACUUUUCACUCAUUACUUGGAGAGCUUUGUUGUCAAGGGUUCACUAGUACUGCUCAUGUUCUGCUGGAGGAAUUUUCAAAUCAAGCCACAUUAUUGGAUCACAUGGCUUAUAGUCAUCUUGUUAGUGGGUUUUGUGAGGAGAAAAGGUUCACAGAUGCCUUAAAAAUGUUUGACACUAUGAUUUCUAAGGACUUAUCUCCACCUCUUGAUGCAUCCAUUCGGUUGAUUACUCAGCUGUGCAAGAACCAAAACUAUGAGAAAGCUGUUGAGUUGAAGAAUCUAUACUUGAGGGAUCAACCUUCAGCCCUUCUUCCUAUGCAUUGUGCUUUGAUUAAUGGGUUCUGCAAGUCAGGAAGGGUUGAAGAAGCCGCUGGUCUAUUCAAGGAAUUAUCAAUGAUGGGCUUAAUACCAGAUGUUAACGUAUUUAACUCUUUACUUGAAGGCUAUUGUGGAGUGAAUAACUUGAAUAAAGUUAAAGAGCUUCUUGGUGUUCUGAUAAGGAAGAGCUUAAGCAUCUCUAUUUCUAGUUAUAGCAGCAUAGUUCGCCUGAUAUGCGCAGAAGGGAAGUUCCCUCUUGCUUUGAGCUUGAAACAGCUUAUGCUUCAUGUAACUUAUCUUCAGGAGCUUGUUCUGUAUAAUAUUCUGAUAUUUCACUUUUCCGCAACGCAGGACUCUUUGUUAUUGAAUGCUGUAGUCGAUGCAGUCCAAAAGAGCGAUCUGCAGUUUGAUGAAGUUACUUACAAUUUUGUUAUUCGAGGAUUCUUGUUAUGUAAUGACAUAUCACGUUCGCUUCACUAUCUGACAACUAUGAUAAGGCAAGAUCUUAGGCCAAGUAACCGUAGUUUACGAGAAGUUAUCACAUGCCUUUGCCAUAACCAGGAGCUCAGUCUGGCCUUGAAUUUGAGUAGAGAAAUGGAAUUAAGAGGUUGGGUUCAUGGUUCAGUCAUUCAGAACAACAUUGUUGAGGCACUUCUCUCUAAUGGUAAUCUCCAUGAAGCAGUAGAAUUUUUGGACAGAAUAGCAUCAAAAGAUCUGAUUCCCGAUAAAAUAAUGUAUGAUUACAUAAUCAAGCAGUUUUAUCAGCAUGGUAGACUCGAUAAAGCAGUUGAUCUUCUGAACAUCAUGUUGGUGAAGGGAAGCCACCCUGAGUCCACCAGCUAUGAUUAUGUUAUCCAAGGUUUCUGCAAGGGCCAUAAGUUGGAUGCAGCUCUUAAUUUUUACACUGAGAUGUUGAAUAGAGACCUAAAACCAAGUACAGUCACUUGGGACAUUCUUGUUCGCAGCUUAUGUGAACACGGUCGUGCGCAAGAAGCAGAAACGGAACUUAAAACGAUGAUCGAGUUAGGUGAAACUCCAAGCCGAGAAGCUUUUCAGUCAGUGAUUAAUAGGUAUCGGUCUGAAAUGAACACUGGCAAGACUUCUGGACUCUUGAAAGUGAUGCAGCAGAAGGGCUAUGUUCCAGACUUUGACACACACUGGUCUUUAAUAAGUAACUUGAGCAAUUCCAGCAAGAAAGACGAUAGCGUUCGCAACAGCAGUUUCCUGUCGAAUCUCCUUUCUGGUUUUGACUUUGCACAGAAGAACAGUAACUCCAAAACAGGUUGUACUUAAUCGCUCAUUCCGGGAGAUACACACUGUCCAUGGCAACUAGGAUCCAAUAAUCACUCAAGCUAUAUUCAGAUUGAUGUGUUUUGGAUUUCAAAUUGGCAGCAACAAAUUAUGGAUUGAAGAUUACGUUAAUAGGCUGUGAGACGAGACGAGGAAGAUCGAUGCAGCUUAUAUGGAUCUAUCUUUUCGUAAAACACAAAUGAGUUCUGGAGAUGGGUUUUUCCUUUCCUCUUUGGGUUUUCAGAUUGCAGGGUUUUCUUUUUCUUCUUCUGUUCGCUGUAAUUUAGAAUGAUGUCUGUGUUUGUCGUUUGAUAAAUAAUGAAUGGAAGAAGAAAUAAAUCUGCGGGCAAUGAGUAAUUUGUUUCAG